GCGCAGGCUCGCGGCUCUCGGCUGUCAGGGCAAGGCAUACUGACAGUAUGGCGGCGGAGUGCAGCUGGAAGGAUGCUACUGUCGCCCGUGAUGUUUCUAUCGCCGGCAGCACGUAAAUGGACUAUUGACGGUAAAGAAGAGAAGAGGAUUUAGCGAGAAAGGCCUGUCGCCGUAAGCUCCCAAGAUGGCCAGGCUCGCCGACUACUUUGUUGUGGUCGGUUACGACCUCGACAAACGAGUCGAGGGUGAGGGUCAAGGUCGCAUUCUCCAGCGGUUUCCUGAGAAAGACUGGGAGGAUAGUCCGUUCCCACAAGGCAUAGAGCUGUUCUGUCAGCCCAGCGGUUGGGGGCUGGUUCCUGAACGGCAGCCAGCUUCCUUCUUUGUGGCGGUUUUGACUGACAUCAACUCAGAGCGUCACUACUGUGCCUGCUUUACCUUCUGGGAGGGCCUGGACAAUCCACAGAAGUCCGAGGCCAGAGAGGCAGAUGAGGCAGAUGAAGAGCCGGCUGUUGUCCAAGCAGCUAAAGUCUUCGGUCCCAAGAGCCUGGUGCUGGUGUCUCGGCUCGAUUAUACUGAAGUUUUUAGAAACUGCCUGGGUCUGAUCUACACCGUCCAUGUGGAUGGGCUGUCUGUCCCUUUGGAAACAGUGAUCGGAAACCUUCUAACCUGUGUCAUCCCCAUCGCCGGAGGCUCCCAGAUAGAUGAGUCCCCAGUUUGUAGUUUAGACAAAGUUCCCCAGGCCCUGGCCUGUGAAUGGCUGCUGGCCUGUCUCCAGCCGGGCCAGGAGGAGAGAGAGGAGAGUUUGCGGACUAUAACAUUAGGCGCCGGUGACCGUCAAGUUAUCCAGACCCCCAUCAACGACUCCCUUCCUAUCAGCGGCAGCAGUGUCGCUCAGCUCUUCAGACAGCUUGGUAUCGUCAACGUGUUGUAUCUGUUCUGUGCUGCCCUGACGGAGCAUAAGAUCUUGUUCUUGUCCAGCAGCUAUCAGAGACUAACGGACGCGUGCCGAGGACUGCUGGCCAUUAUGUUCCCCCUCAAAUACAGUUUUACCUACGUUCCCAUCUUACCGGGAAAACUACUAGAAGUCCUGAGCACACCCACCCCCUUCAUCAUCGGUGUCAAUUCGUUUUUCCGCUCCGAGACACAAGAACUGUUGGAUGUGAUCAUCGCUGAUUUGGACGGAGGCACCGUAACCAUCCCUGAAUGUGUCCACAUCUCCCUGCUGCCUGAACCCCUGCUACAGCAGACCCAGACUGCACUCUCCAUGGUUUUGGAUCCAGAGCUGGAAUUCGCUGAUCACGCCUUCCCCCCACAGUCCAUGCAACCCUCUGCACUCAAGAUCCAGGAUAAGGAGAUCCGAGCAGUCUUCCUGUGGUUGUUUGCUCGACUUUUCCAGGGCUAUCGCUGGUGUUUACAUAUCAUCCGCAUCCACCCAGAACCUGUAAUCCGCUUCCAUAAGGCGGCCUUUCUGGGCCAGAGGGCGCUGGCUGAAGAUGACUUUCUCAUGAGAGUCCUGGACGGCAUGGCGUUUGCAGGCUUCGUGUCAGAGAGGGGUCCUCCCUACAGAGCUACUGAUCUGUUUGAUGAUCUCGUGGCCAAUCAAGUGGAGCGGAUACGACAAGAGGAGGCCUGCCCGCACAAAGUCAUGAGCCACGUCAAGGAGCUUGCAGAGCAGCUCUUCAAAAACGAGAAUCCCUACCCCGCUGUGGCCAUGCACAAAGUCCAGCGGCCGUCAGAAAACAGCCAGAACACCCCUCAGAGUAAGACACCCUUCCCUGUUCUGGAUGAGGUUGCGGUGCAGCUUUUCAUUGACCACGCUGCUGCCAAGCUCAAGAACGCCCCUCCUGUGGUCAAGGCAGAGCUGAAGAGCAUGGUGCCAUCUGGACCACCCCUAGGAGACGUCGUGGACAGGAACGGCAAUGUGAUGGCGAACAGCGCUCGGAGACUAGAGGUGGUCAGGAACUGCAUCACGUACAUCUUUGAGAACAAAAUGCUGGAGGCCAAGAAGCUGAUGCCAGCUGUGCUGCGGGCGUUAAAAGGUCGAACAGCCCGAGUCUGUUUGACGCAGGAGCUCAAUCAGCACGUCCUGCAGAACCGAGCCGUGUUGGACGACCAGCAGUUCGACUACGUUGUUCGCAUGAUGAACUGCACCUUACAGGACUGUUCACAUAUUGAUGAACAUGGGAUUGCAGCUGCCCUUCUUCCCCUGGUCACAGCAUUCUGCCGAAAACUGGGUGCAGGCAUUACCCAGUUUGCCUACAGCUGUGUACAGGAGCACACGGUAUGGACCACCAUGCAGUUCUGGGAGGCCAUGUUCUACAGCGAUGUCCAAAAUCACAUUAAAGCUCUGUACCUGGAGACAGAAGAUGGAGAUCAGCAGAAUAACUUGGAACAGCAGGACGGGUCAAGCAGCAGCAGGGAAAUCAGCGCCCUGGAGCUGGCGUCUGAGCAGAGCCGUCUGUGGCCGACGCUAACCAAGGAGAUGCAGAUGGAGCGCGUGCAGAAGGAGGAGAGCACGGUGUUCAGCCAGGCCAUCCACUACGCCAACAGGAUGAGCUACCUGCUGCUGCCGCUGGACACCAGCAAGAACCGACUGCUGAGGAGCUCUGGCCUUGGAGACGUGGAGAGUGUCAGCAACAGCUACGUCACAAACAGCAUCGCAGGCAGCAUGGCGGAGAGCUACGACACAGAAAGCGGCUUCGAAGACGCUGAGAGCUCAGACGUGGCCAACUCAGUGGUGCGCUUCAUCAACCGCUUCGUAGAUAAAGUUUGCAACGAGAGCGGUGUGACGAAUGAGCACCUCAAAGCUCUCCACAUAAUGAUACCAGAUAUCGUCCAGAUGCACAUCGAGACAUUAGACGCAGUCCACAGGGAGAGUAAGAGGCUGCCGCCGAUCCAAAAGCCCAAGCUGCUGAGGCCAACUCUGUUGCCUGGGGAGGAGCUGGUGAUGGAUGGCAUGAGGGUCCACCUAAUCCCAGAUGGCCGCGAGGAGGCAACAGGGCUAAUGGGAGGUCCGCCUCUUCUUCCUGCCGAGGGUGCCAUCUUCCUUACUACUUAUCGCCUUAUCUUUAAGGGCACACCAAGUGACCCAUUAGUGGGUGAGCAGGUUGUUACUCGAUCCUUCCCCAUCGCCUCUCUGACUAAGGAGAAGAGGAUCUCGGUCUCAAUAACCAUGGACCAGUUUGUCCAGGAGGGGCUGCAGCUGCGAUCCUGCACUUUCCAGCUAAUGAAGAUAGCAUUUGAUGAGGAAGUUGCGUCAGACUUGGCUGAAGUUUUCAGGAAGCAUUUGCACAAGUUACGUUACCCUCAGCACGUCCAGGGCACCUUCGCCUUCACCGUGGGACAGUGCAGCAAGCUAGUGGUCGAGCACAAGACCAAGGACAAGAACCAGUCACUAAAGACACUUUCCAAAAACCUGGUGAAGAGUGCCAAGAGGACCAUCGGCCGGCAGUAUGUGACCAGGAAGAAGUAUUCUCCUCCCACUUGGGAAAACAGGGGCAGCUUCCAGUCAGAGUUAGAUGAAGACGAAAUCUCAGUCUCGGAGGAAGUGGACCAGAGCUCCCUCACCCUCUCCUCCACCAUCCGCUCUUCAGACAGACAAACCAUGAGCAACGUUGUGGAGCGCGCCUGCUGCCGGGACUACCAGCGUCUGGGUCUGGGCACGCUCAGUAACAGCCUGACACGAUCAAAGAACGAGCCUUUUAGGAUUUCCACUGUUAACCGCAUGUACACCGUCUGCAGGAGCUACCCCGGCCUGCUGAUCGUCCCCCAGAGCAUCCCAGACUCGACCAUCCAGAGAAUCUCCCGCUGCUACCGACAGAAUCGCAUCCCAGUAGUUUGUUGGAGGAAUUCACGGACCAAAGCCGUGCUGCUACGCUCAGCUGGCCUUCAUGCCAAGGGGGUGGUGGGCUUCUUCAAGUCCCCCAACGCACCUACUGCAGUUCCUUCGCAGGCAGACUCCUCCAGCCUGGAGCAGGAAAAAUACCUGCAUGCCAUAAUCAGCUCCAUGCCAUCAUACAGCGAGAACAGUGGCAGAAACACACUGAGCGGCUUCACAUCCACACACAUGAACACCUCCGACUCUUCAGAUAAAAUGAGAAACCCCAAGAUUGGAGCUCUGAUGAAGCAGGUGAUGGGCGCCAAGGAGGACGUUCCUGGUACCUUCAGCAGAGGAGCUGUUGGUCAAAGGGCGAAAGUCAUCUCCCUCUCUCAGCCCAAAGUGUCUGGCAAAGCCAAGAACCCUCCCAGAGGGAAAUGGGGCAGUAUCCGGGGCAGCGGGCGUCUAAGUGCCUACAAUCCAGAUGUGGGGACACGUCUGGCUGGGAAAGAGUCUCCACAGCCCAAUGGAGGACCUAGCGAAGCGCUGUUCCUCCGCCAGCAGAGAGCUUACCUCUAUAUCAUUGGGGAUAAAGCCCAACUUAAGGGAGGAAAGCAAGACUCCUUCCAGCACUGGGAGGUGGUUCCCAUCGAGGUUUGUGACGUGCGGCAGGUGAAGAACAGCUUCAAGAAGCUGAUGAAGGCAUGCGUGCCGAGUUCCCCGACAUCUGACCCCAACAUGAGCUUCCUGCGCUGCCUAGAAGAGUCGGAGUGGAUGGCCCUGCUGCACAGGGUGCUGCAGGUGUCUGUCCUUGUAGUGGAGCUUCUGGACACCGGCUCAUCAGUCAUGGUCAGCUUAGAAGACGGCUGGGACGUCACUACACAGGUGGUGUCCUUGGUGCAGCUGCUGUCUGAUCCCUACUACAGAACUUUUGAUGGUUUCCGGCUGCUGGUGGAGAAGGAGUGGCUGUCAUUCGGUCACAGGUUCAGCCAUCGCGGCGCUCAGACGCUGGGCAGCCAGAGCAGCGGCUUCACCCCCGUCUUCCUGCAGUUCCUGGACUGUGUACACCAGAUUCACCUCCAGUUCCCCAUGGAGUUUGAGUUCAGCCAGUACUACCUGAAGUUCCUGGCCUACCACUACGUGUCCAACCGCUUCCGCACCUUCCUGCUCGACUCGGACUACGAACGCAUCGAGCUGGGUGUGCUGUAUGAGGAGAAAGGAGAGAGGAAAAGUCCUCAGGUGUGCAAGUCUGUGUGGGACUACAUCGACAGACUCAACAAGAAAACACCCAUUUUCUACAAUUACAUGUACUCUCCAGAGGAUGAGGAGGUGUUGCGGCCGUACACUUUCAUCUCCAACCUGAAGGUGUGGGACUUCUACAUGGAGGAGACGCUAUCUGAAGGGCCAUCGUAUGACUGGGAACUGAGGGGCCGGCCGGAGAACUCGGCGGAGGAGACGGCAGAGAAACCCGACACAGGCGGCCCAAAAUCUCAACGCCACAUCGUGUGGCCGUGUUAUGACAGCCUGAGUAAGGUGGUCCCCGACGCCAUCACCAAGCUGCUGCAAGACCUGCAGAGUCUGGAGGCCGAGCUCGGACAGACGUCGGAGAAGUGGAAGGACACGUGGGACAAGAUCAAAUCCACGCAGAGAACUGAGACCAAACUGGAAAGCAAGCCGUCGUUCUCCAGCUCCCUUCUCAUGUCGUCUAACCUGAGCCACCAGCGGCGCUCUCAGGGCGUCUACCUGCAGGAGAGCGGCGUCAGAUCUUCCAUCAACCUGGGUCUGGACUGCGAGGCCAGCGCCACCUCCACGCCGGUGGCUGGUCGGCCGAGCACCAGCACGCUCUACAGCCAGUUUCAGAGCACCGAGAGCGAAAACAGGAGUUUUGAAGGCAUUCUGUACAAGAAGGGGGCAUUGUUGAAACCAUGGAAAGCGCGGUGGUUUGUGCUGGAUAAGACCAAGCAUCAGCUGAGAUACUACGAGACCAGACAGGACAAGGAGUGCAAAGGGGUGAUCGAACUGGCCGACGUGGAGUCCGUCAUGGUGGGAACGCCCACCAUGGGAGCACCGAAAAAUGUAGAAGAGAAAGCCUUCUUUGAUCUCAAGACAACCAAACGAGUGUACAACUUCUGUGCCCAGGACAGUCUGAACGCUCAGCUGUGGAUGGACAGCGUCCAGAGCUGCCUGUCGGACGCGUAGAGGACGAGGAGGAGGAAGGAACGGGCAGUGAUGAACAAAGGACAGGAAGGGGCCUUUCACCACUUAAGCUCUGCUCUGUUUGCUAGUGUUGAACUAAUAAUCUUACAUCACAAUGUUUUUUUUUGUUUGUUAUAUAAAAAAUGAAAAAGAAAAAAAAAAAAAGAAGAACCACUUCCUGUUGUAGCUGCAGCCUCUCACCUCCCCAACAGUCUGACCACUAUGUGUCUGUAUGCACCAAUCCAAUGCAUAUUCAAGCACGGUGUUACAUUUCUGAGGCGUUCCUGCAGCUUGGACCAGCAUGAAGAUCCUUCCAGACCCCCCACCUGCAAAACACCACCUGCUCCCUUUAUCUUACUAACCCCACUCACCCUUUAAAAAACACUUUGGGGAGGAAUGACGGAGGAGCUGCAGUCAGCCUGGACUCAUUAGACUGGAACUAAAAGGCCUAACCAGUGGGUAGAUGGACCAAAACCGCCCUGGGAAACAAACACUGACUGGCUAAACACUCUUCUUCUAAUCCUCAGAGGCCUCUGCUUUCACUGCCUGAUAUCGCUCAUUUACAGUAUAUCAAAUGGAAGAUGAGCAUGUCGUUGUGGAGGGUGGCACGUCAACGGUUCAUGAAGGAUUUCCUUUUCUUUUGAAGUUUUUAUUCUUUUUCUACAAUCUAAAGUUUGUACCAGAAAGAGAGAAAAAAAAGGACAACCCUCAUUUAGCUGUUCUCCACAGGUAAACGACGCACUGUGAAAGCCAUGAAUUGGUCUCAAGGAUCAAACCAGGAGAGCCAAAAAAAAAAAAAAGUAAAAAAAAAAGAAGUCGUCCAUCAGGUAUUGAGUGUCGGUGAACUUUUCACUGAUUGUGUUUACAAAGUAGAGAAAAAAAAAAACUUCCCUCACUUAAGAUCAGAUUUGCUUUUCACCCUUGUGCUUUUAGUCAACCACUAUUACCAUGCAGAUUUUUUUAAGGGAUGCUGAAGGAGAAAGGAGGGAUUUUUUUUUUGUAACAUCCUUUAAACAAGUCUAUAGAUGGAGGUCUGACAGGUUGGGAUGUUAAUGAGCAAUGACAUGUCAGACAGUAUUUAGUGAUGGAUCAGACUGUUGCAGGAUGUCUGUUAAAGGAAAAUGAUGGUAUAUAUAUAUAUAGAAAUAUAUUUUUAUUUACCUGCGUAGCGUUCUUUUCACUGUGCCUGCUACAACAUUGGGCCCAGCUAGAUUUGCACUCACAAAUCCUGACUUCUAAAAACAGACUGUCCACACAUUUUCAGCUAAAAUGAAACUGAAUUAAACAAUCUAACUAGUUUUCCUUGGGGGGGAGGGGGGUAUUCUCUUUACAUGGCCACAAAUCCACAAGUUAAAACUAAAAAUGAAAGCUACUGUAAUUCUGCUCUUUGGAAAGCAACCCACAUGUCUCGAGAGCUCUGGUCGCAUAUCUACAAACUGUUUUAGCUGCAUCAUUGGCGCUUAUAUCUGCUAGCUAUAGAGAAAUUAUGAAUUUUACUGGGAAUGUUUCGAAGAUGGCCCCUCCACACACAAAAACCACUCUGUUAACACACAGCCUGCUUUGUAAAAAUACAGUUCUACUGCUGUCUGAACAUAAAACGUUGAAAUUGUAGAUUUUUUUUGUGUCUUAUAACUUCCUUUGUAUAUACUACUCCAGAUUUGUAUGUAACGUUUAUGGUAGUAAUUUAUUUAACUUGUCUCCUCAGUAAAGAGUUCCUCAAGCACCACUUUAUUUUUUAAAUUAGGAAUUCAAUGUGCCAUUUGUUUAUUUCUGUAUUAAUGUGACUAAUGCUUUUUGUGUUAUUUUUGGAAACUGUACAACCCUUUAUUUUCUUUUUGUAAACAAAGUUGUCCUUACUUUACAUGAGCUGUUUUAAGAGUGGAACUAGUGUGUUAGUGGGCUGCUUUUUAAAGGUUGAUUGGAUUUUUUUUUUUUUUAAACUGUGUUGCUCAUCCACAGCGGUGGGAUGUUCUAGUUGUAGAUUUCAAGUCCCAAAAUAAAUGUCCGAUGUGAAGUCUUCCCAUUGCUGGGUUCUGCUGACUGGUGUGGUGUUGGGUAAACGCACUUAUGCCUCCGUUUGAAGUAAACAUCGAUAACAAAAAAGAAAGGUGAAGGCAUCGGCGCCAUUUGUGGUCGUAAAUUUAAAAUUUGCAGCUGAAUGUAGUAAGGGAUUAUUUUUGUCCAUAAAAUGUCUUCAAACAUGAAAUCUACUUAUUCCUGCAGCAAAGCUGAAUGGGAAUCUAGUUUUAUUUUUAAUCCAUGUACAUUUUAAUGUGAUAAUUUAAAAUACUCAAACAUUUGCUAAUCCUCAUAUUUAUUUACAAAUCAAGCAUUUAAAGUUCUCAGUUGGAUGUUAUUUUAUUAAUGAGUUGAGUGACGUGAAAAACGAAGCAUCUGUAGCUUCCUGUGAUGUCAGAGUUGUUGCUUUGUUGGUCAGCUGACUGAAACGCACACGGUGACGUCAUACGUUCUUCCAGUUAACAGCUUGACCAAAGCGACAGCAGUCAGAACCCACCGGUGGGAAGACCCGACUAGGAUCUACACUCUGCCGACCACAGAGCUCAUUCUGGUUUACACAUCUCCGUGGUCACUCUACUAAAACUUGUCAUAAUCCCUUUUUAUUUAUUUUUAUUUUUUUAGAAAUGACCUCCUGAGCCGGGUUCUAUUGUCAAUCAUGUCAGUUUAGUUUUUAGAAUCCAAAUAAAUACUGUGGGUUUAAAUGUU
Messenger RNA from Melanotaenia boesemani (Boeseman's rainbowfish), 8737 nucleotides. RefSeq names its product SET binding factor 1 (gene sbf1). Lineage: Eukaryota; Metazoa; Chordata; Actinopteri; Atheriniformes; Melanotaeniidae. The coding region runs from base 185 to 6016 and encodes 1943 amino acids. The record is from RefSeq and is a predicted model, not a curated record. The transcript has 43 exons.